AUGGUCCUUGUGCAGGUUCAUUUUUCACUGAAACCAACAGAAGAGGAAAAGCAACAUAAACACUGGACAUCUAUUGAAGAAGAAGGAACGCCAUUCAUUUUGCAGUACAGUCCCACUGCGGAUGGCAGCAAGAAGAGAGCAAAGAAAAUGGCCGCGAGGUAUGAGGGGGUCAGAAUGAUUCAAGAACGAAGGAUAGAGAGCGAAAGAGAAGGAAUAAACCAGCAACAACAAGAGCAUCAACAACAGCAACAUCAACAACAACAGCAGGGAGAGGCUGUGAUGACAUUCACAGCCUCAAAAAUGAAGCAAUUUAUUGAAAAAGUGGGAGAAAGCGCAACAAAGAGAGCGCGCAUUGAAUUUGCUGAACAUUUCAAUCGGGAAGAGCUGAUAAAUGACAUAGCUGACUGCGUCGUUAGCAAAUUGCGUCAAAGACAACAAUAUAGGCCACCACAAGAGGUUGCAAGCACAGCAGAAUGGAUGGCGCACUGUGAAUCUGAGGAGAGAUUUUACCGCCAAGUAUGGGGAACACCGGCUUCUAUGCCAACACCAACACCAACACCCACACCACCAGCAAAUGCAGACAUUGAAGCCGGAAUAUCAGCCGCAGCGGCAGCACCAACAACCGCACAACAUGAAGCAGGAACAUCUACAGCAGUGGCAGCAGCAACAGCAUCCCCGCCUCAACAAUUGGGGCAAAUCAGACCAAAAAGGAUGAGGAUGCCAUCUGCAGCAUGUAAAAGUCCAUUCCGGCGUGAUGAUGUCAGAGGAACAAAUUUUCUUAGGUACCUGAGGAGCAAAGAAGCUGAACAGAGGAAUGUGGGAUUGCCAUAUCUGGUGGACAACAAUUGGUUUGGUCUGAUAAAGAAGACUACCGAAAAGCUAGACAGUCAAAGCAUAGACUCCUACCUUGCCGUGCUAGCAGCAAAACCAGAGUUGGCUGGUUUUGAAGGAAUUGAAUUCCCUGCAAACAUUGCCAUCACAGGCACAAUGUUCUCGGUAAUUACUUAA
Messenger RNA from Salvia miltiorrhiza (redroot sage), 1008 nucleotides. RefSeq lists its product as uncharacterized. Bases 1 to 1008 code for a protein of 335 amino acids. NCBI's taxonomy places the organism in Eukaryota, Viridiplantae, Streptophyta, Magnoliopsida, Lamiales, Lamiaceae. The transcript is spliced from 3 exons. The record is from RefSeq and is a predicted model, not a curated record.